GAAAGUGAAAACGAGCACGGUGCUUGGCCAGCUGCAUUCACAAUUCAGUUGGCUUUGAGUCCUUGCUACAUUCGUAUCGAAUUCGGGUCCGGAAUCGGAGUUGCAUCCCCGUCCUUCCACUGCCAGUCUAUUCACGGAAGGCUGAGCAGAUACAGUAGCGAGGAACUUGCAAUUUAAAGCGAAUUCAAGGGUCCGUGGGAGUUUGAAGCCAGAUUUGACGGAAAUAUUGACUUCUCGCGUGGCUCCGCUACUUGCAAAGUGAGCUGGCUGGUCCUGUCGGGUCGGGUGAGCGCCCAAGGACUCCUGCCAGAGCUGCAAAAACAUCGCCAGCCAGAGACAAUAUGUGUGCAAUCGCAAAAAACGUGACAGCAACGUGCCAAUAGGCGAAGGCAUUGAAAAGCUGAAAGAAAAGUAUUCGGACAUCCUAAGAAAAUACUGCAGGAGGAUUCGCGAUGCAUUUCUGGAUUGACAAGCGCUCGCAGCAGUGCGGGUUCGGGCGCUCCCGAGUGGCGGCCUCCCUUUCGCACGCCGGAGGAGGUCUCAGCUACGCCCACCCGCCAAGGCGAAGCAAGACCACCAGUUGCAGCAGCCAGCCCGCAGUGCACCGCGCCCUGCCCCAGACUCCCUACGAUCUCCACCAGCCGGGCACAAGCCGCCAGUCCCAGUAUGGCAACAAUAACUUACUCCACAGCCAGCAGCAGAACCUGUUGCAACAACAUUCCAGCACCAGCACCAGCAACAACAACAAUGCCAGCAUGGGCAGCAGCCAUUUGACGACCACCGGAACAGCCACUGCCAGUAACAACAACAACGCCAGCGGAACCGCAUCCUCUGCCGCUGUCCUCACAGGCAGCGGAACCAUCAUUCCCCUCGUGACACGUGGCUCGCACCACCACACGCACAGCACGCGACACCAGCCAAGGAGCCAGCAACAAUUGGUGCAGCAACAUUCGCUCCAACAGCUGCAGCAGCAACACCAGCCCUACCAACACUACAGCUACCACCACCCACAGUUUGGCAACAUGGCGGUGCCUGUGAGGCAGCAUCAGCAGCCGUUGCCACCGCAGCAGCCACAUUCCGGCAACGUUUAUGCGGACGAUGCCUACAGCACCUACCAUCACGCCCCCUCUCACCAGCAGCACAAUAGCAACUACAUCAGCAGCGCCAGCAGCAACACUCGACAAUCAAAUGCCGCGUAUGCCACGCCCCGUCGCCACAACUCUAACAGCAAUAUGCGACAUCCUGCCACCGUGGCAGUAUCGCCGACUCCAGCAUCUGCACCGAUCGGGUCGAGCGGAUCGACGGCAAUUGCCCAAAACGUGCCGCAGACGACGCACAGCAAUCAGUUGCAGCAGCAGCACCACGCCUUGCUCCAGCACGCGGACUCCCAGCUACUGCCCAGCCACCUGAAGUGCGGCAUGUGCGCCUCUCUGGUCCUGGCCUCGGUUUUCGUGGCGGGAACCAAGUUCUACUUCGACCACCAAGGCACCGGCCUGGAGGUGGUAAUCUUCUGCGCCUUCUCGGCCACCUUCUUCCUGGCCGCCUGCCUGGUCAGUCUUUGCCGCAUCCCCAAAGGCUUGCUCUCCAGCUCGGGCCGCGCUGAGGGUCGAGCGGCAGUGUGCCACAGCCGCGGCAUCCCGGGGGCGAGACGUGGGUCAGGUGAGGAUGGGACCCCAGCGGCCGGCUGCUUGUUGGAGAUGAGCGACGUGCGGUAUCUGGAGGAGCGGCAGGGGGUCUCUGGGGACCCUGCGGUGGCCGCGGCUGGUCCGCCUCCCUACCAUAUAGCCAUCUUGCUGCCGGAGCAGACGUCAGGGGCGUUGGGGAAACAGCUGCCGCUGGACGAGUCGCCUCCCCCGUCCUACGACAAGAUUCUCGUCUAGGCUCCGCGGAAAGUCGGGAUAGUAGAUACCCAAUGCCAAAUACUCUUGCUCAGUAUUUUUCUAAAAGAAUAUCACAUUUUGUAUGAACAUUUACACGGCAUAGUUAUAUAUCAGGAAUACAUAUACGCAUACACGAAUAUUUAAUUUUAAGCUCCGAGUAAAAUAUUUACACUUCUAAGCUCCGAACUAGAUUCCAGUCACUCUCCCACUUGACCCGAACACGUCUUCUUCUACUGUCAUUUUUGUUCUGUGAUAUGCUCAAGAGAUCAAUAUUCAUAAGCUAUAAUGACCGUACUUUGAACCAUUAGCGACGACAAGCAAGCCAAUGCAACGAGAAAUAAACUUAGACUAACAAACAGGAGUAAUCGCAUUAACAGCAUUAGAGGAUACCUAAGAAUCAAAUAAACAAAUCAUAGGCGCAUUCAACUACCAAGCCGAAUGCUAUAUAUUAUGUGAAUGAAAUACAUAUUCAAUAAAACGAUUAACAAGAAAAUUACAAAAGUAA
This is a messenger RNA of Drosophila ananassae, 2385 nucleotides long. Its product is annotated as protein kinase 4. NCBI's taxonomy places the organism in Eukaryota, Metazoa, Arthropoda, Insecta, Diptera, Drosophilidae. The record is from RefSeq and is a predicted model, not a curated record. The transcript is spliced from 3 exons. Bases 453 to 1880 code for a protein of 475 amino acids.